ACCGUUUAGAGAUGGCGAUGUCGUCAUGGUUAGUUGAUCGCCAGAUGUGACAGACCGCAUACCGAACCCGUAACGCACCAUUUUUCGAAGGUUACUGGCCGUACAAACCAAUGGACGUGGUAUCCGAGGGUGACCGUAUCGCGAAACAUGUAUCGUUCUCCACCUCUUGCCACCUGUUGGACAAGCUAAGAGGGUUGAAAGUUGCCAAGGCGAAAAAGGCUGUACUGGCUCGAUUCAUUCUUCUCUGGGAAACACAGUAUUUUGGUUUACCCGGUGCUGACACUCGUGCUGGGGCUGGUCGUGCAAGUUUCUACCCACUUCUGAGACUAAUGCUUCCUCAGUUUGAUCGGGCUAGACCGGCUUAUGGAUUACGGGAAACCGCUCUGUCCAGAUUAUAUAUUAAAGCUUUUGGCAUAGCUAGUACGGGUCCUGUUGCUCAAAGUCUCAUGCAUCCGACCGGACAGUCAACAAACCUGACAAGAAAUGCUGAUUUUGCAGACUUGGUUUUUGACGUUGUUCGGAAUCGCUGCAGGGAAGACAGUGUGUUGAAUUUAAAGGACGUGAAUGAACUUCUGGAUAAACUCGCUGGUGCGCAGUCUGCGGACGAGCGACUCAGCACGAUGCAGAACUUUAUGCGUUCAGCUACGGCGUUGGAGCACAAAUGGCUUGUACGUUUGGUUGUACGACGUGAUUCUGGGUGUGGAAUGACUGCCGCAAAUGUUCUGCAUUGUCUGCAUCCCGCAGCACCUGAUCUUUGGGAUGUGACGCAGGACCUGACUUUGCUUUGUCAACGCAUUGCGGAUCUGGAUCCAAAAGUCUCACCUUCGUCAUUAUCAUCGGUUAGUCAAGACGGAGCAACAGUCAACUUAUUCGUCCCUUUUCGACCGAUGCUUUGUGAACGCUCCGAUUCCCCAGAAUUACUUUGCGCAUCUGCGCUAGCUUUGUGCACCCUCGGUGGGACUGCUCCAACAGAAUUGGGCCUGAUGUUGGAGACCAAGUAUGAUGGUGAGAGGGUUCAGGUUCACAAAUCCGGCACCUCAUAUCGCUAUUGGUCCCGUAACUGCUUGGAAUGGACUGCGAGCUACGGUGCCGAUGGAGAUCAGGAUAUAGGCUCACUUACACCACGGCUCCACAAAGCUUUCGCUUCCCAUGUUCAAAGUUGCAUAAUCGACGGAGAGAUGAUGGCUUACAACACCUGGACGGAUGUGAUAAUGCCAAAAACUACGGGCUUCGAUGUCAAGCGCAGCCACCUGGACAGCGAUCUAUUCCGCAACCCACCACUGUCCGCUGAGGAUGCAGAGAAUUAUCAGCCCUGUUUGAUUGUGUUUGAUUUACUCUAUUUAAACGGAGAAGUCAUAACCAACAAAACUGUUGUGGAACGCAAGCGCUUGCUUGCUCAAGUAUUUGGUCUAGAGCCGACAGCCAACAGUUGCAUCUCUGAGCGACCACUGGCCUCAACGUACGAUGACUCAGAAACUCCACCGGUCGUCUGCCCCCCUCCACUCCCUGUGAUUGACGGCACCAUUUACCUAUCAGGUUGGUGCCAAGUUCCUAUAAUGGCGGAUCACAUCAUCAAAGUGUUUGAUUAUCUAAUGGACUAUCGUCAAGAGGGUCUUGUGGCUAAACUCACAGUCGGCCGAAGUCCUUAUCUCCCCGGUCGUCGUCAGCGGGGUGGGUGGUGGAAGUUAAAGCCAGAUUACGUAUCCGGUCUACUGGAAGAUUUGGAUUGUCUGAUUGUUGGGGGUUACUUUUCUUCAGCAUCAGGUUCCAAGCAUCUCAACCAGAGUAAACGAGUACGACAGUUCUUGUGCGCUGUCCGCGGUCCGGACCAUUCGAACCAACAAGAUGAUUUACCUCUACCUUGUUUUCUCUCUUUUUGCCGUGUCAGCGCUGGACUUACAGUCAAACAAUUCAAAGAACUAAAUCAUAAGCUUGGCCCGCACUGGAAACCAUUCGACCGGAAACACCCAAACACAGGAUUCACUGAAUGGCUUAGAGUCACAACCGAACGACCAGAUGUUUGGAUAGCACCGCAGCAUUCGGUAACACUGCAGUUACAUGCCUCCGAACUCAUUUCAAGUGGUUCGUAUGCGACCGGCCUCACAGCUCGCUUUCCGCGUGUGGUCGCUGUGCGAGACGACAAACCAUGGCAGGACUGUCUCACAAUGGAGGAACUUGUACGCUUGAAUACAGAGACACAGGGUAAACUUGCUGUCAGACGCCUUGCUAAGCUGGAGGGUAGUGAUUACCCACUCAGUGAUAACGAUGCGAUCGAUCGGUCCCUCGUUGAACCAUCUAGUCCCAGUGACCGGAAUGAUCCCACCUUAUUGGAGGAUGAGCUGUCGUUGAGUUCCGAUACUCACAAUACGUCUACAAGCGAUGAAAAGAGUUAUGGUAAUCUAUACGUUGGCACGAAGCGGUCUAGCACCCCACGAGCCACAUCAACUCCAGUGAAGAAGCGGAGACUCCCUGUUAGAUCCGUGCAGAACACUGCAAUGGCUCGUUCUCUGCCUGAUGUUAUGCGUCCUUCAAGUUUGUUUCUUCCAAGUGUGAACUUCAUGGAAAAUCGUGAGUUUUGCCUUCUAUUCUCUGCGGACAUGAGCUCGGCGGACAAAGAGGAAUUGGAACAGGAAAUCAAGGCAGCUGGUGGUACUGUUGUGCAAAAUCCGCGGUCGAGCACAUUUUGCAUCAUAGCAGAUAAAUUAACGGCUAAAACCCGCAACAUCCUAGCUGCCUGUAGCACCUCUCCUGGUGGCAAACGUUCAGGAGGUAAUUCAGCGCAUAUGUACAACAUAGUCUCCGUUUCGUGGCUUGAAUCCUGUCUUGAAGCAGGAAAGCUACUACCUUGGCGACCCAAUCAUUUGUUGGUGAUGAAGCCAGAAACCGCUGAAAGUUUAAAUACCGAAUUCGACAGCUAUGGAGACAGUUUCACUGAACCGCUGACAGUGGAUGGCCUAAAAGAGUUACUGUCGCAGGCGUUUGAAGGAGAUGAUGGAGAGUCAAGUCGUCCACAGGGAAUAGCGGCUACGGUAACAUCUGUCCGUUUGGUCUAUCUACAGAACCCUUCAUUCGAUACUUUGGCUGAAUUUAUUGGCUUAACGAGAACAAUCGAUUCAGACUUCCCUCCACUUCGACCGCUCGGUGGAUACAUCAUCUUGCCGGUACGGCUUCCCCAAGCAUCUGAAACCUCACUGGAUGUUCAGAAGUAUGAUACCUAUUCGGACUGCCAGGAACUCGAAGAUCGACUACUGUUAGCUGAUCUUCGUUCACUUGGGGCCAUCGUGUUUCCAGUUCAUGUGAUUGAUACAGAGCAGUCAAUAGCACAAGCGAUGGACUUAGUCGAUCACACACUGCGCAGUUUAUCCGAAUCUCAUGAAGGCUCCUGGACAUUAUCGCAUUUGUUAUUGUUAUCGGAAGAAGGCAAUCCGAAUCGGGAACAAAUUUUUCGAGGGUUUAGGUGCAAGUCUACUUCUGACCAGCCAUAUUUUGUCACGAAAACAUGGGCACUCAAAUGCGUAAGUGAUAAAGUUCAAGUCCCGGAAAAUUCAUUCUUAUUCACUCUGGACCAAGAAUAACUACUUCCUUUAUUUCACCUGGCUGUGUUUUUAUCUUCCCUUCUGCUACUGAUCUUUAUCCCCCCUGUUGUUUUUUUAUUUCACAUGCUCGCUUCUUAUGUUUUGUACCUUCUACUCAACGCAACUCGUGUAAUGGUGAUGCUCACAUUUGUAUUACUAACGUUUGAAGUAAAAAGGCUCCGCGGGAUUUUCA
This is a messenger RNA of Opisthorchis viverrini, 3768 nucleotides long. RefSeq lists its product as hypothetical. The transcript has 13 exons. Gene Ontology annotation, biological process: nucleotide-excision repair, DNA gap filling; DNA recombination; DNA biosynthetic process. Gene Ontology annotation, molecular function: DNA ligase (ATP) activity; ATP binding; DNA binding. The record is from RefSeq and is a predicted model, not a curated record. Lineage: Eukaryota; Metazoa; Platyhelminthes; Trematoda; Opisthorchiida; Opisthorchiidae. Gene Ontology annotation, cellular component: DNA-dependent protein kinase-DNA ligase 4 complex; DNA ligase IV complex. Bases 111 to 3575 code for a protein of 1154 amino acids.